Messenger RNA from Paramecium pentaurelia, 3081 nucleotides. NCBI's taxonomy places the organism in Eukaryota, Ciliophora, Oligohymenophorea, Peniculida, Parameciidae. The record is from the annotation of a GenBank genome assembly.
UAUGAUUCGUAUUUAGUAAUUAUAGAGUCAAAUUGUGGAACCAGCUGGACUCAAAGGAUAGUAUUACGAAUAAGUAAAAAAUGACGAUUAUAUGUGUAUAGAGACCAUAAAAUAAAUUGGAAUGGUUUAAAAAUAAUGGAUGGGGAUAUAAGGAUACAAAAUUUAUCUUAGAAUAAGAUGGAGGUGUCAGAUUGACUGGAAAUAAAUACAGAUUUUCAAAUUAGAGGAUGAUGAAAUUUAAGGAAUGGGCAGAAGCUAAAGUUGGAAUUGAUUUAAGUCUUAAUUGUGAAGCAUAAAAUGAAAUUCCUGCAGAUCCACCUAUAAUUAAUGAAUAAUUUAUGAAUGCCAUUUAAGGGUAAUUUAAUGAGAUCUCCUUUGAUAAUGCAUAAAGAAUAUUACAUUCUCAUGGACAUACAAUGUAAGAGGUAUAUAAUAUAUUAUAUAUAGAUUUAUGAAUUAAGACAUGGUAAAUUAGCUAGAAUAGUAGAUUGUGUAGUGUUUAUAAAUUCUCAUGCUUAAGCAGAAUUAUUAGUCAAAUUAGCUGUAGAAUACAAUGUAAUGUUGACAGUAUAUGGAGGAGGAACUAAUGUUACAUGGGCAUUAUAAUGUCCAAAAGAAGAAAGAAGAAUGAUUGUUUCUGUUGAUACAUCAAGAAUGAAUCAUGUAAGAUGGGUAGACAGAAAGAAUAUGACAGCUUUGGUUGAAACUGGAGUUACAGGAAAGGAUUUAGAGAAGGAAUUAUCAAGAUAUGGAGUAGUAUGUGGACAUGAACCUGAUUCUGUAGAAUUUUCAACUCUUGGAGGUUGGAUUAGUACAAGAGCAUCAGGAAUGAAAAAGAAUCGUUAUGGAAAUAUAGAAGAUAUCAUUUUAUCUGUUAAAGUUGUUACUCCCACUGGAACUUUAUCAUAAAGUUUAGAUUAUCCAAGAGUAAGUAGUGGUCCAGAUUUGAAUUAAAUUGUUUUGGGAUCUGAGGGUACUAUAGGUAUUAUCACUGAAGCAGUUAUUAAAAUAAAAGCUCAACCUGAAGUAAUAUAAUAAUUUUAUAUAAAGGUUUGUAAAUAUGAAUCAAUUCUUUUCCAUAACUUUGCUUUGGGUACUGAAUUUAUGUAUAAAUUAUCAAGAAGUAAAGUUUGGCCAGCUUCAGUUAGAUUAGUUGAUAAUAAUUAAUUUUAAUUUGGAAUGGCUUUGAAAACAAUGCCUCAUAGUAAAAGAGAAGAAUUUAUGGAUAAGGUGAAAAAGUAUUUCAUCACAUAAUUUAUGCAAUAUGAUCCAGAUUAAAUGUGUUUAGUAACAGUAGUUUUUGAAGGAACUAAAUAAGAAGUUGAAUUUUAAGAAAAGAAAGUUUUUGAGUUGGCUAAAUUUUAUAANAGAUUUUCAAAUUAGAGGAUGAUGAAAUUUAAGGAAUGGGCAGAAGCUAAAGUUGGAAUUGAUUUAAGUCUUAAUUGUGAAGCAUAAAAUGAAAUUCCUGCAGAUCCACCUAUAAUUAAUGAAUAAUUUAUGAAUGCCAUUUAAGGGUAAUUUAAUGAGAUCUCCUUUGAUAAUGCAUAAAGAAUAUUACAUUCUCAUGGACAUACAAUGUAAGAGGUAUAUAAUAUAUUAUAUAUAGAUUUAUGAAUUAAGACAUGGUAAAUUAGCUAGAAUAGUAGAUUGUGUAGUGUUUAUAAAUUCUCAUGCUUAAGCAGAAUUAUUAGUCAAAUUAGCUGUAGAAUACAAUGUAAUGUUGACAGUAUAUGGAGGAGGAACUAAUGUUACAUGGGCAUUAUAAUGUCCAAAAGAAGAAAGAAGAAUGAUUGUUUCUGUUGAUACAUCAAGAAUGAAUCAUGUAAGAUGGGUAGACAGAAAGAAUAUGACAGCUUUGGUUGAAACUGGAGUUACAGGAAAGGAUUUAGAGAAGGAAUUAUCAAGAUAUGGAGUAGUAUGUGGACAUGAACCUGAUUCUGUAGAAUUUUCAACUCUUGGAGGUUGGAUUAGUACAAGAGCAUCAGGAAUGAAAAAGAAUCGUUAUGGAAAUAUAGAAGAUAUCAUUUUAUCUGUUAAAGUUGUUACUCCCACUGGAACUUUAUCAUAAAGUUUAGAUUAUCCAAGAGUAAGUAGUGGUCCAGAUUUGAAUUAAAUUGUUUUGGGAUCUGAGGGUACUAUAGGUAUUAUCACUGAAGCAGUUAUUAAAAUAAAAGCUCAACCUGAAGUAAUAUAAUAAUUUUAUAUAAAGGUUUGUAAAUAUGAAUCAAUUCUUUUCCAUAACUUUGCUUUGGGUACUGAAUUUAUGUAUAAAUUAUCAAGAAGUAAAGUUUGGCCAGCUUCAGUUAGAUUAGUUGAUAAUAAUUAAUUUUAAUUUGGAAUGGCUUUGAAAACAAUGCCUCAUAGUAAAAGAGAAGAAUUUAUGGAUAAGGUGAAAAAGUAUUUCAUCACAUAAUUUAUGCAAUAUGAUCCAGAUUAAAUGUGUUUAGUAACAGUAGUUUUUGAAGGAACUAAAUAAGAAGUUGAAUUUUAAGAAAAGAAAGUUUUUGAGUUGGCUAAAUUUUAUAAGGGAUUUAGAGCAGGAGCUGAAAAUGGAGAAAGAGGAUAUUUCUUAACAUAUAUGAUUGCAUAUUUAAGAGAUUUUGCUAUGUAAUUUUAAUUUAUUGCAGAAUCUUUUGAGACAGCAGUAGGAUGGAAAAAUGUUCCUGCUGUUUGUGAAAAUGUAAAAAAAUGAUUUGAUUAAUAGAUUUAAAGAAGAAUAGUAGAAGAGUGUUCAAAAAGAGGAGUUGAAAAGGAACCAUUUGUUUCAUUUAGAAUUUCUUAAGUUUAUGAUACAGGAGCUACUAUUUAUGUUUAUUUUGGUUUUGGUUAUAAAGGAAUUGCAGAUCCAGUUAAAUGUUAUUCUGAGAUUGAGGAUGCUGCAAGAGAGGAGAUAAUGAAGAAUGGAGGUUCAAUUUCUCAUCAUCAUGGUAAAUAAUUUAAAUUAAUUUAUUUUAGGUGUUGGUAAGCUAAGGAAAUAAUUUAUGUAAAGAUAAAUUGGAGAUACUGGAGUAGAAAUAUUAAAAAAAAUUAAAUAAUAGAUAGAUCCAAAGAAUAUAUUUGGAAAUUAGAAUUUGAUAUGAA